UCCACACUGUCAGCACAGAGCCUGACGCAGGGCUUGAACCCAAGAACCGUGAGAUCAUGACCUGAGCUGAAGCCAGAUGUUUAACCAACUGAGACACCCCAGCACCCCGGUGCUCUUCCUUUUAAAACAGAAGUUCUAUUUGGGACACCUGGGUGGCUCAGUCAGUUGAGUGUCCAACUCUUGAUUUCAGCUCAGGUCAUGAUCCCAGGGUGGUAGGAUCGAGGACCAAGAUGGGCUUCCGAGCUGAGUGUGGAACCUGCUUGGGAUUCUCUCUCUCUCUCUCUCUCUCUCUCUCUCUCUCUCUCUCUCUCUCUUUCUAAAAUAAAUAAAGAAUUACAAGACAGCAGAACUUUAAAUCAAGUAUGGGCCAUUUCUGAGCAUGGGAUCCUGGAGGGACUACACAGGUCACACACUCAUUAGGCCAAGCGCCUAAUAGACACCCAAAAACUAGUUAUUGGAGUGAAUGCAAAUCUAAGAAAAGCCAGGCUCUAAAGAGCUCUGACAUACAAACUGAUAAAAGAUUAUGAACAGAAACCAGCCUGUGUGUGAAAGGGGUGCAUAAUUUCUCAACUGCAGGGUUGGCCGUGAGGUGAAAAAGAAGAUGUCCACUCUGUUCUCCUUGCAAAACACCAACAUAGGCUGUAAAUCCCUUGAGGGUCUUGACUGGAGCGUUUUCAUCCUGACUUCCCUCACAGGGCCCUGCACAUAUGUGGUGCUCAGUGAAUAUUUGAAAUGAACUCAGCUGGUCCUGGGUGUGGAAGGAGAGAAGGAUGAGGAGUUAUAAAGGAAAUACACCUUUCUUUAGUGCAAACCUCACUAAAUUCAGGAGGAGGGGAGCUGGCCUUCAAGGUUGUCCUCUUAGUAUAUGGCAAAUGGUUCAGAGCUAGACUCGGCCAUCAGAUUUUUAGAAAACCAGUACACUGUGGGUGUUGGGAUCUUAUGGUGCAUUUGGCAUUUCUCCGGUAUAUGAAAUGCUCUGUAAUGAGAGUGAUCAUUUUGUGAUUAAUGCAAAGCAUUAAUCCAGAACAAAAACACACUUCUCUGAUCCCUCUAAGUGAGGAGUAUGGGAUAGAGUUGGUUGUUUUUGUUUUUUGUUUUUUUUUUUUCACUAUUCCUGAAUCACAUGUUGAUCCCAGGAUAGGGGGGCAUGAGGUUAAUCUCACCCUAAUCAUUUAGAUGAUGCCCUCAUAGAAGAGCAGGGAUCUGUUAUUAGAAAAAGGUGAAUCAGACUCUGAAUAGGCAAAACCAACAGACACUCGGACAGUCUCCUCGUUUUAAUCCUCCCUCGUGUUCUCACGGCCAUAACCUGACCUUGCCCCAGCCCUGUAUUUGGGAUGUGGGCUUUCACCUGACCCUCCAAGUUGGCCCGGCCUCCCGGUUUUAGCCCAUCCUGUUGCCCCAACUCUGAAACUGGUUGUCCAAACUCUGAUUUUCUUUCAACAUGAAAAAUCCCUUCGCGUACAGUCAGAAAUGUCUCAAUAGUUAUCUCAGAAGGCUCUCCAACCCAGGGAGAAAAGUUGACGGUUAUGGCGUUUCUACUGCUAUAUAUACGCAAAUAGAAGGUUCCCCAAAACAUGAAGUAAUUCUCCAUUUGCCCAGUAAGAAGAUUCAAAACACAUGUUUGAGGCCAACUUGAAUAUAUGCAAAUUUAGGAAUGCAGAUUACAUAGUGGAAUAUCUGCUUCUAAUGUUUUAGAUCAUUUGUUCUAUAAAUUGAUAAUUUGAGUGAUGGUUGUCUGAUGCUGUCCCUCUUUUUGAAGUGGUUUUAUUCAGCCUCCUCACCUGCACCUGUGUGUUGGUCCUGACACAGAAGCCCCUCCUGGACUCAUCCUUGUAGGUCUCCUUGGAGUCACUCCUGCCGAAGGCAUUUGAGCUACAGCAUUUUUUUUUAAAUCUCCAUAUAUGGUAUUUCAUUGGGAAAACUAUUGCAUGACAUUUUUUUCCUUCCCCCAUCCAUGGUCUUCCAGCCUAACCCCCCACAGCAUGGCCUUUUAAAGUGAGGUAUAAGUGAUUCAUUUAUUCAAUUUUUCUUUCUUUCUUUUUCUUUCUUCCUUCCUUCCUUCCUUCCUUCCUUCCUUCCCUCCUUCUUUCUUCCUUCCUUCCUUCUCUUUUUCUUUCUUUCUCUCUUUCUUUCUCUUUCUUUCUUUCUUUCUUUCUUUCUUUCUUUCCUUCUUUCUUUCUUUUCUUCUCAUUUAUUCUAACAUCCAGGCCCUCCAAUUGCGAAAUCCCAUGCCCACAAAUAAUUACUAAGUCUGUAUUGAAUUGUUUGCCAUCUUUUCCACUGAUUUCCUCAAGUGACCCGUAUAAGCAUCUAAAUUUGGCACUGAUUGAGAUUGUUUCAGGCUAUUGUGCCUUCUCAGACUGUAUAUUGUGGUUCAAAGUAAGCAGAGUCUUUGAAAGGACUUCAAGGUAAAAUCACUUACUGCUCAGGGGUAAGAUAUCUUUUGGUAGAGGGAAGGGCGGAAUAUUUCCUCAUUAAAUACAUGUGGUAUAUGCCUAUCUGUCAGGCAAAUUCUUUGUGUUCUGCAUGCAUCAUGUCAUUUAAUUCCUCCAACACCUCUAAUAAGACAGGGAUUUUUAUUUCCAUUUUACUAAAGAGGAAAUGGAUUCUCAGAGAAGUCAGGUAGCUUUUCCAAGGACAAACAGCUACCAAAACCCAGGUUUGAGUCUAGAAUUCAUGUCAUUAACCAUACCACACACUUGCACAAAAUUUCAGAAGGUUCUUUUUUGGGGGGAUGGGAGGAGCAUGGUACCAUGUCAGAAGCUAUUACUUAACUGUUCUAAAAAUAAUAUAUAUAUUUAUUAUUUUUCCUGGAUUCUGUAUAUUUUUCUUUCCACCCCACUUUGGAGUGUAAUGUACUGUGAUUUUUUUCCCUGGCCAUUGAGUUAGUUCAAUAGUAUUGAACAAAUGUCUUUGUUAAAUGCAAAUAAUAAAAUAGAUCUUUCUGUGAGAUCCCAGUCAUCCUGCCCAGAUUUUUUGUUUGUGGCUGGCAUCCCUGCCAUUGACUGGUAUUAAGAUUGCCUCGUGGAAUUCUGGGUUUCUUUCCAAGUAUAAACGCUGGUGACAUAAAAUGGCUAUGAGUACACAGUUUGAGUUCCAUAUUAUUUCUAUUUAUAGCAUUAAGUCACCUGCCUUGUGCAGAAUGUGUACCGACUAAAGCACCAAAAGUGAAGUUUGGAUUCUUAGAUAGCAUAGCCCACCUAUGAAUGAUUAUCCAUCCCCGAUCAUGCAUCAUCCGUGAUGUUUAGAGAACAGUAAACAACGUUCCUUCGUGUAUUUUAAAGAUGUAAUGAAGAGAAACUUUAGGUAGCCAAAAGAAAUAGAAGUUUUGGGGUUUUUUCCUCCCUGUUGCUCGCCUGACUCAUGUUGAAAGGCUUUUGUUUCUAAUCAAAGCAACAAACGGUAAGGUCAUUUCCUUGCGAUUAUAUGGCAGCGGAAGGCGUCAGGGUUUUUAGGUCCCUACUUCCACCAGCUUGUAUUUGGAGAAAACCCACACACACACACACACACACACACACACACACACACGCCACAAGUGCUUAAUACAUGUGUCCUUUGUCCUGCACAUUCUCUCCAGUCCCUUUAAAUGAGCCGAGAUCAUGGUUCGGAGAUGACAGAGGGCAGGCACUGCCAGGUGCACCUCCUGGAUGAUAGGAGGCUGGAGCUGCUGGUUCAGCCCAAACUUUUAUCAAGAGAAUUGCUGGACCUUGUGGCUUCACAUUUCAACCUGAAAGAAAAGGAGUACUUUGGAAUAACAUUUACGGACGACACAGGUCAGCAGAACUGGCUACAGUUAGAUCACCGAGUUCUUGACCAUGAUCUGCCCAAGAAACCAGGCGCAACCAUUUUGCACUUCGCUGUGAGGUUUUACAUUGAGAGCAUAUCAUUUUUAAAGGAUAAAACCACCGUGGAGCUUUUUUUCCUGAAUGCAAAGUCCUGUGUACUCAAGGGGCAAAUCGAAGCGGACAGCGAAACCAUCUUCAAGUUAGCCGCACUUGUGUUACAGGAAGCCAAAGGGGAUUAUACCAGUGAUGAAAAUGCCCGGAAAGACUUAAAGACAUUACCAGCCUUUCCAACCAAAACCCUUCAGGAACAUCCAUCCCUGGCUUACUGUGAGGACAGGGUGAUUGAGCAUUAUUUGAAAAUCAAAGGUCUGACCCGGGGUCAAGCUGUGGUUCAGUAUAUGAAAAUAGUAGAAGCUCUACCAACCUAUGGAGUCCAUUAUUAUGCAGUAAAGGAUAAACAAGGACUUCCUUGGUGGCUUGGAAUCAGCUACAAAGGAAUCGGCCAGUAUGAUCUGCAAGAUAAAGUGAAACCUCGGAAAUUAUUCCAAUGGAAACAGCUCGAGAACUUGUAUUUCCGUGAGAAAAAAUUUGCCGUUGAAGUUCACGAUCCACGGAGGAUUUCUGUGUCAAGAAGAACCUUUGGGCAAAGUGGCCUCUUUGUGCAAACGUGGUAUGCAAACCCUUCUCUCAUCAAGUCCAUCUGGGUAAUGGCAAUUAGUCAGCAUCAGUUUUAUUUGGACCGGAAGCAAAGCAAAGCAAAAAUUCCUUCAGCCAGGAGUUUGGAUGAUAUCGCGAUGGAUUUGACAGAGACAGGAACACCAAGGGUCUCCAAAAUGGUGACACUGGAGGCAAAAAGUCAGUUCAUCAUGGCGAGUAAUGGCAGCUUAAUAUCUUCAGGUUCUCAAGACUCAGAAGUUAGUGAGGAGCAGAAGAGGGAGAAAAUCCUCGAGCUCAGGAAGAAGGAGAAGCUCUUGCAAGAAAAACUCCUGAAGAAAGUCGAGGAGCUUAAGAAGAUCUGUUUGCGGGAGGCUGAGCUCACGGGCAAAAUGCCAAAGGAAUAUCCGCUAAACGUCGGUGAGAAACCGCCUCAGGUCAGAAGGCGUGUGGGCGCCGCAUUCAAACUGGAUGACAACCUGCUGCCCAGCGAGGAGGACCCUGCUCUACAAGAACUGGAGAGCAAUUUCCUAAUACAGCAAAAGCUGGUUGAAGCUGCGAAGAAACUUGCCAACGAGCCAGACCUUUGUAAAACCGUGAAGAAAAAACGAAAGCAGGAUUACACGGAUGCUGUGAAAAAGCUUCAGGACAUUGAAAACGCGAUAAAUGAAUACCGGAUCAGAUGUGGAAAGAAACCCAGCCAGAAAGCAACAGUGAUUUUACCAGAAGACAUAAUCCCAUCAGAGAGCAGCUCCUUGUCUGACACUACCACCUAUGAUGAUUCUGAUGCCUUCACUCUUGCUGGGCAGCGACCAAGUUCAGUACCUCAUUCUCCAAGAAUUCUUCCCCCCAAGUCUCUCGGUAUCGAGCGAAUCCAUUUCAGAAAGUCGUCUGUCAAUGAACAGUUUGUGGAUACCAGGCAGUCCAGGGAAAUGCUGUCGACACACAGCAGCCCUUACAGAACCCUGGAGAGGCGGCCCCAGGGAGGACGCAGCAUGCCCACCACACCGGUUCUCACCCGCAACGCCUACAGCAGCAGCCACUUGGAACCCGAAUCUUCUUCCCAGCACUGCCGCCAGCGGAGUGGAAGCCUUGAGUCUCAGUCCCACCUGCUGUCUGAGAUGGACAACGAUAAGCCAUUUUUCUCCCUCUCCAAAUCCCAAAGAAGCAGUAGUACGGAAAUCCUGGAUGACGGGUCUUCCUACACCAGCCAAUCAAGCACAGAGUAUUACUGCGUGACGCCUGUUGCUGGCCCCUAUUACACUACUCAGACUCUGGACACUCGUGCCAGGGGCCGGAGAAGGUCUAAGAAACAGAAUGUUUCGACUUCAAAUUCAGGAAGCAUGCCCAACCUAGCACAAAAGGAUAGUUUGAGGAAUGGCGUCUACACAAAGAGUCAGGAACAACCUUCUUCUAGUUACUAUAUUGCCGGGUACACACCAUAUGCAGAGUGUGACCUUUAUUACAGCGGCGGCUAUGUCUAUGAGAAUGACACUGAGGGACAGUACAGUGUCAAUCCUUCCUACCGGUCCUCGGUCCACUAUGGAUACGAGCGCCAAAGGGACUAUAGCAGGUCCUUUCAUGAAGACGAGGUCGACCGGGUACCCCAUAACCCAUAUGCAACUCUCCGGCUGCCCAGGAAGGCUGCAGCUAAGUCAGAGCACAUCACCAAAAACAUCCACAAGGCCUUAGUUGCCGAGCACCUGCGUGGCUGGUACCAGCGGGCCUCUGGACAGAAGGAUCAGGGGCACAGCCCCCAGACUAGCUUUGACUCGGACAGGGGAUCGCAGAGAUGCCUUGGGUUUGCUGGGUUGCAAGUACCCUGCUCUCCCAGCAGUCGAACAUCUUCCUACUCUUCAGUAUCUUCUACAAAUGCUUCUGGGAACUGGAGGACCCAGAUAGCUGUAGGGCUAUCUGAAUACGAGACCCCGGCACAUUCUUCCUACACCAGCUGCUAUGGCAACAUCUAUAAUCCUUUGCCCUCUCCAGGCAGACAGUACACAGAGAUCAGUCAACUGGACAGUACAGAUGGAAACCGGUUGGAAGAAAGCCUGAAGAGUAGAGAGCAGAGGCUCUUUUGGCACGAAGAUUCAAAGCCUGGAACAUUAGUCUGAACUGUACUUGGACCUCUUGACCAAGCACCGCGUUCUCACACUAGUGUGCCUUGCAAAAUGUGUUCGUCUUCCCAGAAAGCUGUUUGGCUUUAGAAAGCUAAAGGCAUCAAAGGUUGAAGAGAGGACUCUUGCUGCCCUGGAAGUGAAUCACACUCUAAGGCCACGGAAAAGCCCCUGAACCACAUGCCUUUCCAGCUCCGGGCACUAACCUAACAGCAAGGUGGAACCAUUGCCAAGGACAGACUCAGCCUUUAUCAGUAGCAAGCACUUGUUAAGGGAAUAAAAGUUGUUGAAGGCAAACCGUAAAACUGUGAAAAGUGUGUUCAGGGUCUCUAAUAGGAAGGAAGGUUGGGAAAUUUCAGAGCACAGUUCAGCAUGAUGAGAAGAAGAACAACGAGGAGCUCCUCAGUCAUUGCUCACCAUCAGAAAGUUUGGAGUUGUGAGCCGGCGAAGAAUGACAUGCCAUUUCUACAUGGACGUCAACAAUUGAGACAGUAUUGGAAAAUUACUUGAAGAGAAGCUGGAUUUUCAUGAAGUUCUGAAUGAGUGUAAAUGUUUUUAGGAUAUUAUAAAGAGUGAUGGUUUUCAUAAGCACCAUAAAAUGGGUUCCGGAAAGACUUACUGCUGGAGCAUCCUGUAAUAUAACUUUAUGGUAGCAGAUUGGGGAAAACACAGCAGCCCACUGAAUAAUUGACAAACUCUGCUUGGAGAAUUUUCUAAGGUCCAAUAUUAUUGGGCUGCUUUUUUCUUUCUACACCAGUGGCCUGAUGGGUUAUUAUUCAGGCUGGUAACUCUCCAAUUUGAUUGUCAUUUGAAAUGGCAUACCUGACAUGGAGAGUUUUUAUAAUCAAGAGUUUGAAAAACUAUUUUAAGGUAAUACACAAAGAACCCAAAACAAAACAAAAGCCACAUCAUUUUAGAUGAAUUGCGUGCCUUAAAAUGGUGAACAUUAGGAAAGUAAGCAUAUUGUCCAGAUCCCACAGAGGGUUCUAAGUCACCAAGUGACAAAAACAAGAUUAGUCAUUAAAAAGGAAAAAACAAAAGCAAAACAAAACAAAAAACAACAAAAAAAAACACAAAAAACUCCAAGCUGCAGAUUUAAUUAUGAGGCUAAAACUACCUCAUACUUCACUUGGAAGAACUAAUUAGCUAUGGUUUAUGGUAGGAUUUAAAAAAAAAAAAAAUUCCAUAUUCUAGAUUGAUCUUUUUUGUCAUCUUCACUCUGCUUCAAUAUUCCAUAAAAGGUGCUCCCUACCCCCCCUUUUAUACAGGUUUCAUGUUCCUAUUGUGAAGAGAGAAGUUUCUGAACAACUUUUUUGGAACAUUUUCUAUCUAUAUUCCAAAGCAUGUAAUAUAUACAUAAAGAUGAUUUGUUAAGCUGGUCCUUAGUCAUUUGUAUCAUUAAAAAUGAAGUUUGGGGAACAAAUUUGGAGCAAAACAGAAGACAUGCAGAAAAAUAAUAACUUAUUCCUUUUUGCAUAUUUGUAUAGCCUUCUAGAAACAGAAAUACUUUUGCAUAUUCUUUUACUGUUCUGACUUUUUAAGACCUAUUAUUUUUUUACAUAGGUCAAUAAACUGAAGGUGUGCUACUGAAAAUGUUUACGUAUUCUUCCAUUAUAUUCAGGGUUCAUCCAAAGCAGUUUGAAGUGUUCUACUUUAUGUAAUCCUCUUGGACAAGAUUGCAGAUUUUUAGUUGUAGUAUUACCAUAUUUUACUGACGCCAAGGUGCCCAUCUUUUCACAUUUACAUCCUUGAAAUCAGGAUGCAUCUUUUGACUGAUGGCAUGCUCUAAAGGAAUUGGCAGUGUUUUUUUCUUUCUUAGCGCUACAUAAAAUGAUGCUGUGUCUCACAAUAAAGUUGUCUUAGAACUGAUGAAAUACGGUAGUUUAUUGCCUCGCUGAGGAUGACAGAUGUGAAUUUUUAGGCUUCCCGGUCUUGUGAAUGUUGUUUGUUUGUAACAAGCCCUUCAUCCUAGUUUUGCAGAGUCGCAAACUGGUCUUUUAAAUUCAGGAAAAUGUUUCAUCUGGCAUGUAUUUGUCCUGCACAAUGGGGAGAAGGGAAUGGGAAAUGAAAUGUAGGAAGACCUUAAUACUUCCGUGCAAGUAUCUUAAAUGGAAAUAGCCUUCUUCUGUUCAAGAAAUGGAAUGCUCAGAACUGCAAGUGGGCCUGGAAAGAACGCGUGGAACUUGGCCCCCAAAUAUUUAAAGAAGGUAAAGAAAUAGAAGCACCGGGGGCUUGCUGUAUGAUUUUUUUUACCCGCUAUCUUUUUAGGAAAACCUCUCUCAACUGCAUUUUCGGUAUAUUUAUUAAUGACCAAAACAUGACAGAGGCAAAUUGUUCAACAUCACACAUCGAUCUGUUUCAUAUUACGGUGUAUCAUAUAGUCAUGAUAAAAAUUUGAAGUUCAAACACAAAGCAAGUAUAUAACAUGAGAACAUAAUCGCCCCUGGGAGCCUAACAUUUCAGAUGUAAGAACUGAUUUUUUUUUUCAGACUGGUUAAUUUAUAUUAGUUCAGGUUUUCUUCUAUGUAUAUAGUAAUUUUUUUAAUACAGCAUCAUAUUACAAGUACAGUUUACAACUUGUUUCUUCACUGAACAUACCUUGGGCUUCUCUGUAUCAGUAUAUAUUUCGAUCUACCUCAUAAAAAUGUAUAUUUUACAAGGUGGAUUUUUUAAAUUGCCUCACCUUCCUUGCUGUUUAUAUUUUUUUUCUAUAUUUCAGAAAAUUCUUCACAAUCUUUCUUGUACUCAUAAAAGCUUAAUGUUAUAAGCAAUAAAGAUUCCAGAAUUGUCUCAAACUAUUAAGUUUGGCCUGUUCUUAGGAACAAAGGUUCAGACUAAAGAGUUCCUUCAAAUGUUAGUCUUUAAGAGCAUUCAGAAGUGGAAUAUUGACUAUUGUCAGGACUGUAGAAAAAUUUGGAUUAUUUUCUAGAGUAGUUAUUUUCAAAGGACCAGUUGUGAAAGUCAAGUUUUUAAAAUUUUGAACUAUUGUGGGCCUAUAGUCUUGUGAAGAAAAAUAAAAAUGAAUUACUAAGGAAAAAAGUUAACUGAAAAAAUGAA
Messenger RNA from Panthera uncia (snow leopard), 9613 nucleotides. RefSeq names its product FERM domain containing 4B (gene FRMD4B). Gene Ontology annotation, cellular component: bicellular tight junction; adherens junction; cytoskeleton. The record is from RefSeq and is a predicted model, not a curated record. Gene Ontology annotation, biological process: establishment of epithelial cell polarity. Lineage: Eukaryota; Metazoa; Chordata; Mammalia; Carnivora; Felidae. The coding region runs from base 3587 to 6553 and encodes 988 amino acids. The transcript is spliced from 23 exons.